AUGGGCUGCUCCACUUCAAGAAUCGACCAGCUCCCCGCAGUGUCUUUAUGCCACGACCGCUGUAAGUUCCUUGAAGAAGCUCUCUACCAAAGCUAUGCCCUCGCUGAUGCUCAUGUUGCUUAUAUGCACUCCCUCAAGUCUCUUGGCCCUACUCUUCACCGUUUCUUUGAACUAACCCUCAUCAAUAAUCACUCAGAUUCUCAAUCUAAUGGCGACGGUGAAGCUGUUACCAAACUCAGUAAACCCUCGUCACCUGAUAAUUGUCCCUCAAGUUCAACAAACUCGGAAACUUCUCACAUUGAGUUUCGCUCUGAUUCAGAAGAUGAAGAAUUUAGAGACAACAAAGAUUUUGAUUCGUUUCAUAGAAUCCAUCAAAAUCAGUCUAAUUCUUAUUCUUAUGACCAUCGUGACUAUAAUAAAUAUGAUUAUCCGGCAUGGAAAACUCCUCCACCUCCGGCUCCAAGUAGUUCAGCCUGGGAUUUCUUGAAUUUCUUUGAAACAUAUGAAAGAUAUGAAUUACCAGCCAAAGAUAAGGAAUUCAUGAAUGAAAUUCGUGGAGAAGAUAAACGUGGUAAAAAUGGAGAAGAAGAUAGGAGGGGAGUGAAAUUGAAACCAGAGAAAGGUAAUAAUGUGAAGCAGAAUGAGGUUAAAGUGGUAGAAAAGAAAGUUGAGCCUGAGAAAGAGGAGAGUAAAGAGAGUAAAGAUUUGGGUCAGCAAGCUAAAAAUCAAAGUGUCUUGGAGGUUAUGAAAGAAGUAGAGGUUUUGUUUGACAGAGCUGCAGAGUCAGGAAAUCAAGUUUUAAAAAUACUUGAUGCAGGGAAAUUCAAAUAUUAUUACAAAAAUUCUGCUUAUCAAGAAGUUUCUUCCAAGAUGUUGCAUACUGUUAAUCCAUCUUUUUUGGAGAAGAAUGGUUCUGUUCAUGGGGGCUUUGAUGAGGAUUUAGGUAUAAUUUCAGUGAAUCUGUCUUCUACUCUUAGGAAGCUGUGCUUGUGGGAGAAGAAACUCUAUGAUGAAGUCAAGGCUGAGGAAAAAUUGCGUAUCGUUCAUGCGAAGAACUGUAGGCAGAUUAACAAUUUGGGUGAGAAAGGUGCUGAUGCCAAUAAAGUUAACUCCACUCAAGCUUUGCUGAGGAUGCUAUCUACUAAAAUCAAAGUUGCAAUUCAAGUUAUUGACAAGAUAUCAAUUACUAUCAGUAAAUUGAGGGAUGAAGAGUUGUGGCCACAGAUCAGUGACUUGAUUGAAAAGUUACUUGGCAUGUGGAAAGUUAUGCUAGAAUGUCACAGAUGUCAGUCCCAGGCAGUUAUCGAAGCCAGGAGUUUGGAUGCCAUUGCAUCCAGUGUGAAGUUCAGUGAUGCUUAUCUCGAAGCGGCAAUACAACUCAAGAUUGAGCUUCAAAAUUGGAAUCUAAGCUUUUCCAAUUGGAUCAAUGCCCAAAGAGGCUAUGUCAAAGCAUUGAAUGGCUGGCUUCUGAGAUGUCUUCCAUCUGAACCUGAAGAAAUGCCACAUGAUGUGCCACCAUCCUCCCCUGGUAGGAUAGGAGCACCUCCAGUGUUUGCGUUCUGUAACCAGUGGUCUCAUUCCAUUGAUGGGGUCUCAGAGAAUGAAGUAAUUUAUGCAAUGAAUGGAUUUUUUGCCUGUGUAAAUCAUUUCGUGGAACGGCAUCACGUAUACCUACAGCAAAAACUGACUACAGACAAGGACAUGGAGAAAAAAAUGAAGAUCUUGGAGAGGGAGGGGCAAAGGUUGCAGAAGGUGAUGCAAGCUCGAGGGAAGAUGUUUCAAGUCGGCAGGACUGUGCAUCAGAGCGAAACGAUCAAUAAUAGUAGUCUUCAGUUGGGUCUGAAACAAAUUUUUGUAGCCAUAGAGCAGUUUUCUGCCGAAAACAUGCACGGUUACGAGGAGCUUCAUGUGCACGUUGAACAUAGUAGACUCAGUGAAGAGAAUCCCGCAUCUUAA
Dovyalis caffra is the source of this 1956-nucleotide messenger RNA. The record is from the annotation of a GenBank genome assembly. Lineage: Eukaryota; Viridiplantae; Streptophyta; Magnoliopsida; Malpighiales; Salicaceae.